This is a messenger RNA of Misgurnus anguillicaudatus (oriental weatherfish), 2206 nucleotides long. RefSeq names its product olfactory receptor 8G17-like. NCBI's taxonomy places the organism in Eukaryota, Metazoa, Chordata, Actinopteri, Cypriniformes, Cobitidae. The record is from RefSeq and is a predicted model, not a curated record. Gene Ontology annotation, molecular function: olfactory receptor activity; odorant binding; G protein-coupled receptor activity. Gene Ontology annotation, cellular component: membrane. Gene Ontology annotation, biological process: G protein-coupled receptor signaling pathway; detection of chemical stimulus involved in sensory perception of smell.
AAGCACUUAAAAGGUGCGGCCAGUACACAUAUCUUCAGAAAGGGGUGCAAUUUGUGUACCAUUGAGUUGGCUGUGAAUGUCACAGGCAACUUUAAAAAUUUCAAGGAAUACAUCAACUAACAGACACUUCUGAAGUUUUGUGAAAAGCCGUGAAUGGACAACCUGACAUUCAAAUACAGCCUUCUGCUGGUGGAGGGACUGAAAGUGACACCUCAGUCUUCUUAUCCUGUGUUCAUCCUGCUUCUCUUGGUUUAUAUCUUUAUAAUGGCAGCAAACAUUGGACUUAUAAUUAUGAUCUCAACAGAAAAGAAUUUGCAGCACCCUAUGCAUUUUCUGUUUUGUAAUCUACCACUGAAUGAUAUAUUAGGUACCACUGUCAUUUUACCACGUUUACUGCAGGAUAUUUUAACAGAAACAUCAGAACGUUAUAUCACAUAUGUGGAUUGUGUCGUUCAAGCUUAUUUUGUGCACAUAUUUGUUGCAGCGUGCCACUAUGUGCUAAUAAUAAUGGCAUUUGACAGAUAUGUGGCUAUAUGUAAUCCACUGCGAUACACGGCUAUAAUGACCAAUAAAAUGGUGGUUAAACUAUCAGCAUCAGCCUGGGGAUUGGCAGUACUUGUGGUAACAAUUAUGUUAAGCCUCACUAUUCGUUUGUCUCACUGCAGAUAUAAAAUUGAAAAUCCUUUCUGUGACAAUGCAUCACUGUUUAAACUGUCCUGUGAAGAAAGCGUGGCAGUUAAUAAUGUGUUUGGACUCAUUUAUACUGUGGUUUUAUUUAGCUUCUCAAUUUUGUCUGUACUCAUAACAUACGUCAAAAUUGCUACCGUAUGCAUUAAAAGCAAAAACAAAGCGCUUAACAGCAAAGCCAUAAAAACAUGCAGCAGUCACAUAGCUGUUUAUUUAAUCAUGCUCGUGUCUGGGUCCACUUUUAUUUUUCUCCACCGGUUUCCUCUCUAUUCAGAGAGCAGGAAACUAGCAAGUAUAAUGUUUCACAUUGUACCACCAGGAUUAAAUCCUUUAGUGUAUGGCUUACAAACUAAAGAGAUACGACAAAAGUUUGUUAAAUUUUGGUGCAGAAAAAAAGAAACUUCUUAGUCAAUUACAUUUAUGUAUUUUUUGCAGGGUUUAGCAUUUGAUCUGUUGAGUCUGUAACGUACCAGUUCCUCUUAUCUUACAAAAAGUCUUGGGUGUACCCCUAUAAUCAGCAUACUGCAGAUGCUUUAGACAGGUUUUUAGUAAGUUUUAUAAAUAUUUAUGUGCUUUUUAGGACAACACUGGUGUUACAAAAUGUCUUCUAAACUAAAUUGCCCUGAAAUGUAUUUAUUGAUAUAUACAUUUCUUCAUAAGUUAAUCUAAUUUAUUGAAUAAAAGUAUGUCAAGUACAUUUAUGUAUGAAAUAAGUAUAUUUAUUGUGUAAUUAAAUAACUAAGCCAUAAUGUUUCAUCAAAUUAAUCUUUAAUGAUAAGUCACAAAGCUAUCAGUUACACUCUCAGAAAUAGUUUACAAAAGUUGUCACUGGGACAGUACCCUUUCAAAAAGGUACACCUUUGUACCCAAAAAGUGCAAAUUAGUACUUCAAAGGUACAUAUUGUCAGUUCAAAGAUAUAAUUUGUAUCUAAAUGGUACAUUUUAUGACCUUUUUUUAAAGGGUACUUCCCCAGUGACAGUUUUGUACCUUUAUUUUUGACAGUGUAGUGUGGUAGGAAUACUGCAGGUUUGUGUGUGAAGAUUUGAGGUGUUAAUGCAGAAAAUAUGAAGAGAAAAUAAUACAGAUGUUUAUUUAGGUACUUUGCAUUAAAGGCUACCCCGACUCGUAUGCAUUAAUGUUAUUGCCUUCUACUCAAACAUACUCAAUGAUCAACACUUGCUUGAACAUGUAAAGAGGUUGUACGGUUCUGCUCGCAGGUAAACUUUUAUAGCUAAAAUAAAAAAACGCUAUUAAUAUAGAAACACAAACUAGUUAUAGUGUAGAUAUAACAGGUUGUUAUAAAAUACAUGUGGAAAAUAAUGCAUAAAUGCUAUUAAGAUUCUUGUGUUUUUCUGGCUCAGUGGAUAUUGCAAAGGUCAUGGUUUGAUUCCAGGGAACAAACAUAAUGAUACAUGUACGUAAGUCACUUUUCAUGAAGGCUUCUGUCAAACAUGUAAAUUGUAAAUGUUGGUGCAUUUUUAUCAUGUCUGUCAGAAACAGAAUUUACAAGAUACAUAU